Molecule: messenger RNA, 366 nt
Organism: Chaetomium globosum CBS 148.51
Lineage: Eukaryota; Fungi; Ascomycota; Sordariomycetes; Sordariales; Chaetomiaceae
Exons: 2
Coding region: 1-366 (121 amino acids)
Source: RefSeq, a predicted model, not a curated record
AUGGCUGACUCGGAUGCUGAAGUGGGACCGCCCGCGCUGCCUGCGCUGCCUGCGCUGCCCGCCCUCCCAGCGACACUCCCGCGUACUCUCAUACUACCGCACCACCCGUCGUCAUCGUCCGCUCUCUCAUCUACGCGUUCAGUCAGCACCCCACGGGGUACACCGAGUCCUUCUCGCCGCUUGGCGACCAUGGCAGAGGAACAGGAAUACGAGGCGGAUUCGGAAGACGAUGCCGACGGCGGCAUCGCACCAGAGGAUAUUGUUCGAGAGACAGUGGGACACUGGAAUACCAUGAGAGGCAGGUCAAGGAGGUCCCGCAAUGCGGUGAAUUCAAGCCCGAAGAGCAACAAGCAACAGAUCCCAUAA